CAGCGAGCAAAACAGACACUAAACAAACAUGGCGGAGCACGAGGUGAACAAUUCGCUGGACAAUAAUCCAACGCUGAUAAAGAACGGCAACAAAGAAUGGGUGAAGCUGAACGUCGGCGGUACCGUCUUCCAGACGACGAAGACGACGUUGUCGCGCGACCCUAAUUCAUUCCUCUACCGCCUGGUGCAGGAAGAUAGUGAUCUCAUCUCUGAACAGGACGACACCGGUGCGUUCCUGAUUGACCGCGAUGCCACGUACUUCUCGCCUAUUCUCAAUUACCUGCGGCACGGCAAGCUAGUCAUUAACAAAGGCCUUGCUGAAGAGGGUGUGCUGGAGGAGGCCGAGUUUUAUAACAUUGCCGAGCUGAUUACGAUGAUCAAGGAAAAGAUUUACCACCGCGAUUGCCUGCCUUCAUCAGACAGCAAGAAGCAUGUCUACAGAGUGAUACAAUGUCAUGAAGAUGAGCUAACUCAGAUGGUGUCGACGCUGUCGGAUAGCUGGAAGUUUGAGCAGCUUGUGAAUAUUGGCUCGCAAUACACUUACGGUGCUGACGAGCAUGCGGAGUUCCUCUGUGUGGUAAGCCGAGAAUGCGGCAACACGGACGGCAUCGAAGUGGAGCACAGUGAUCGCGCCAAGGUUUUGCAGCAGAAGGGCUCGCGAAUGUAACGGCGUUCAAGCCGUCCCACGACUGAAUUUGUACUCUCUCCUUUCCCCCAGAUGAUGGCGUCGGUGCAAACCGUAAGCUAUCACAAGAUUACUACUGUCGGCAUACCGGAGAUACAUACGAUAAUUGCGUUCGGUCGACUCGAUUCGUCCCCCGUGCCUUAACAUGCCACACGCGUAUGAGAGCUGUAAGACGAUCGCGGUAUUGUUUACACAUAUACAAGUUUCUAGCGUUACCUCUUGCGUUUCAUCCACGAUUCAAAACCGGGCCGGUGUCCGUGGCGGGCACCCCGAGGAUGCAACCGACACGGCCGAACGGGGUCAUUAAUACUACUAAUGCGCACACAAACAAAUAAAUUAUUACAACGUUUAUAACGAUAAGAUUAUUAAAAUUUGUAAUAUAAAACCUAAUAUUUAAGUACGAACUAGGGAGCAGAAACAGAUACUGUAAAUCGAUUUAUGAUGAUUUGCGAACGUAGUUGUCCGAUUGCGGCUUGGGACAACCUGACGACUCGAAGUGCUGUGUGGUCGCUUGUUUCGCGCGCGGAACUUAUCCCUUCAUGCAUUUGAUUUUGUUGGGCGCGCAAACUUCGCCGGGAACUCGUUGGAAGAUCGGUGUCGGUGCGCGCGAACUCGUGUCUCUCCAAACACAAUGCGAAUCAAAAUAACUUUACAUCCAAAGUGACUUCAUUUAUACAGCACUGUUGCAACAGUAUUCGAAUACAUACUGUGUAUACGUGUAUAAAAAAAAAAAACAAAAUAAAAAGGUAAUUGUAAUUUAUUAAACGAAA
Molecule: messenger RNA, 1455 nt
Organism: Dalotia coriaria
Lineage: Eukaryota; Metazoa; Arthropoda; Insecta; Coleoptera; Staphylinidae
Gene: inc
Product: BTB/POZ domain-containing protein inc
Exons: 3
Coding region: 29-667 (212 amino acids)
Biological process (GO): proteasome-mediated ubiquitin-dependent protein catabolic process; protein homooligomerization
Cellular component (GO): cytoplasm; Cul3-RING ubiquitin ligase complex
Molecular function (GO): cullin family protein binding
Source: RefSeq, a predicted model, not a curated record